CAGAACACACUGACAGUGCUGCUUGUCAUUUGGACUUUCCUGGAGUAAUGAGGAGUAUGAUUAAUAAUUAGACAGUGACCUCUGCUCCUUUGUAAGCUGUUACAAACCUGGAAUCCUACAAGACUGCUGGAGAUUGCUGUUACCUGAAGAGUUAGGAUCUGAUCUCUAUAGCAGCAGUUAAAACGCUCAGAGAAUGGACGAAGCGAACGUCAGAAGCCGAAAGGCGAUUCAGGAUAAUGCAGGGGACCAGCAAUCUGUCCAAAGCAAGGAACCCAAGACCAUGAACCUGCAGAAACGGGUUGGUCUGGUAAGUGGGGUCAGUCUUAUAGUUGGUACCAUUAUUGGAUCUGGAAUCUUUAUUUCCCCCAAAUCAGUGCUUCGAAACACCGGGGCCGUGGGACCAUGUCUCGUCAUUUGGGCAGUUUGUGGCGUGAUCUCAACAAUGGGUGCUCUGUGUUUUGCUGAACUUGGAACAAUGAUCACAAAGUCCGGGGGAGAGUAUCCAUACCUCAUGGAAGCCUUUGGCCCCAUCCCUGCGUUCCUGUUUUCCUGGGCCAGUGUCAUUGUGAUGAAACCGUCAUCGUUUGCCAUCACCUGCCUCAGCUUUGCAGAGUAUGCGUCUGCCCCAUUUUACCCAGGAUGCACCCCUCCAGUGGUAGUCAUUAAAUGCCUGGCGGCUGCUGCUAUCUUGACCAUCACAACCAUCAAUGCACUUAGUGUGAGGCUGGCAAGUUAUGUCCAGAAUUUUUUUACGGCCGCCAAGAUGAUUAUCAUCAUAAUUAUUAUUGUGAGCGGUAUUGUACUGCUAGCACAAGGAAAUACAGAAAACUUUGUGAACAGUUUUGAGGGGACCCAGAUCACGGCCGGGGGGGUUGGUCUGGCUUUCUACAAUGGCCUUUGGGCAUACGAUGGAUGGAACCAGCUCAAUUAUAUUACAGAGGAAAUUAAAAAUCCAUACAGAAAUCUUCCUCUCUCCAUUCUAAUUGGGAUCCCAGUUAUCAUCGUGUGUUACCUGCUGAUAAACAUAUCCUAUUUCACGGUUAUGACUGCAACGGAACUCCUCCAGUCGCCAGCAGUGGCCGUGACCUUUGGGGAUCGAGUUCUACAUCCUGCAGCCUGGAUAGUCCCACUCUUUGUUGCAUUUUCAACCAUUGGAUCUGCAAACGGUUCCUGUUUUACCGCUGGCAGGUUAACUUAUGUUGCUGGACGUGAAGGCCACAUGUUGAAAUUUCUCUCUUACAUCAGUGUCAAACGUUUGACCCCAUCUCCUGCAAUUACUUUCUAUGGUAUAGUAGGAAUGAUAUACAUCAUCCCAGCGGACAUCAACACCCUCAUUAACUACUUCAGUUUUGCGGUUUGGAUUUUCUACGGUUUAACAAUAGCUGGACUUGUGGUUAUGAGGUUUACAAAGAAGGAUAUGAAGCGACCUAUUAAGAUUCCAAUUGUAAUCCCUAUCGCUAUGGUUCUCAUUUCCAUUUACCUGGUGUUGGCUCCAAUUAUUGACCAACCGGAAUGGGCCUACCUUUACUGUGUGCUGUUUAUUUUAAGCGGCCUGGUCGUAUAUUUCCCCUUUGUGCAUUACAAAGUAAAAUGGGCACAGAAAAUAACAAAGCCAAUAACCAUGUUUGUCCAGAUGUUGAUGGAAGUCGUUCCACCAGAAAUACAAGCAGAAUGAAGAUGCUAUACAUCGAAAUUAAGGACUAUUUUUACAAAUGGACAAACCCUAUACGCAAGUGUAGACUGUAAAUAUUAAAUGGUUUACCAAUUUCAUUAUUGCAAAGUGGCAGAAAGCGGAAGACAACACACCUGAUAUCUGUGUACAUUUCAAACCUGGAUCUAUGGAGCCAGGACGGUGUCACAUGGUAAGGACACGUCUCCCCAUCCACUCCAGUCUAUCCUAGAACACGCCGUAAUGUGCAAGACUGACAGCCUGGCUCUUACUUCCAGUAAAAUGGACUGGAACAGGUAUGUUUUAUAAACCAUGUUUACUUGCCUUAAAACUGGAAUUAUUACCUCAUUCAAU
Molecule: messenger RNA, 2023 nt
Organism: Pelobates fuscus (common spadefoot toad)
Lineage: Eukaryota; Metazoa; Chordata; Amphibia; Anura; Pelobatidae
Gene: SLC7A9
Product: solute carrier family 7 member 9
Exons: 13
Coding region: 194-1675 (493 amino acids)
Biological process (GO): L-cystine transport; amino acid transmembrane transport
Cellular component (GO): membrane
Molecular function (GO): neutral L-amino acid transmembrane transporter activity; L-cystine transmembrane transporter activity
Source: RefSeq, a predicted model, not a curated record